Messenger RNA from Caenorhabditis sp. 36 PRJEB53466, 6619 nucleotides. The record is from the annotation of a GenBank genome assembly. Lineage: Eukaryota; Metazoa; Nematoda; Chromadorea; Rhabditida; Rhabditidae.
AUGACGAAAACUGAGAAGGUAGACAGGUUAACGUAAGAAAUUGCUAGAAAAUUGGAAAAACCUUUUCUCGCAAUUUUCAGAAUGGUCAAAGAAAAUCUGGCAAAAUACAAGAUGUAUGAUGGGGUAAAAUAUGGACAUUUUUAAUGUUUAAUUUGAAAUUCAAUGCAGGAUCACGAAGAAGGUUACGAUGGGCAUCAGGAAUGGAAUGGCGAGGAUGACUUGGUAAAGAAUAGAUUUUUCCCCAAAAAAAUUCAGAAAGUUUCAGCUCCUCGAGGCGAUCGCCUUCUUCUACAAAGCCGUCAAAAAACGCUAUUUUCUGGAAGUCCGCUCAUUUUUGGCAAUUUUGAUGCCAAACGGAGCCGACGACGGACGGCUUCCGGCCAUUCAGCACCUGUUGACCAACACCACGUCGGAGGAGGCUCUCAAGGUUCGGGUCGUAUACGAAACGCGUUUGAGGAAUUUUUAAAGAUCAGAGUUUUCUCAGGAGGCCCUUCUUUGCUCAAUUGCGACCGGAAGUCGUCCGCUCGUCGAGUUCGUCUUGGCCCUCUUCGUCGAUUGUCCGUUUCUGGAGAGAAGUGGUGAAUCUCAACAAAAAAUCGUUGCGAGACCAUCGCUUGAUGCGCCUUCAAACGUUUUUUGUUUGAAAAAAUACUAAAAAGCGAAAAACGACAAUUUUCCGUGCUGCCAGACAUUUUUUCACAAAAAAUUUCAACAAUUUCAAUUCAGUGCACGAUUUUUUCGUUUUUACAUCAAAAAACGAUGUGAAAAACUAGCAAAAUCAAGGAAAAAACAUCCUAAUUCCAGCAAUAAAUGCGCGCACAUCUCGAGACAAAUACGAGCAAAACAGCCAUUUCGCGCUACACGCGAUAGAUCAGAAUUUGUCUCGUUUUUUUUUUCAGCCUCAGGCGCGCUCCGCCAAUUUUUAAAAAUUGCCGCGUACCCGUGACCGUCAAGGGUCCAUGCCAAUUUUUAAAAAUUGCCGCGGACCCGUGACCGUCAAGGGGAUCGCAUCGCGUUUUAUCUGUUUUUUCUAGAAAUCUCGUUUUGCGCGGCCGCUAAACGUGCUCGCGCCAUAAUGAAUUAUAGAUUGUAAAAUACUGGAUUUACUGAAACUGAAAUUUGCAGGAUGUGCGAACUCUGCCAGUUUUCCGCCGCACAUGACUCCGUUGAUGCUCGCGUGCAUUCUCAACAACUUUUCGAUCGUCCAAUGCCUGCUACUCCGUGGACAUACCAUCCAAACGCCGCACUUUUUGACUUGUGAAUUGUGAAAAACAACGUUUUCCAGAACAUUGCUAGAAUUGCAGGCGAGUGCUCAACGUGCAAGCGCGAGACGGUGUCGACGGGCCGCAACUCUCGGAUCGUGGACGUGAUGCGCGCGCUCUCCUCGGAAUCGUUCCUCUGGUUGGCCACCGAUGACGUGUUCGCCGCCGCGUGCUCCGUUGCUCAGGAUCUGCAGAAAAUGAUGGACGAGGACGAGCUGGAGCACGUCGAAAUCUACCGGAGUCUGGAGGCGAACGUGCAGAGAUUCACCGCGCGACUGUCGGAUCAGGCGUGGCGCACCGACGAGUUUAGCGUGCUCGUUGGCAAUGUUAGUUGGAUGGUUGUCAAAUGUUGUCAAAUGCUUUACGCCGUAGCUCACUUUAGUUGACAAAAACGGAAAAAGAACGAGAUUUCUCCUUUUUCUGUAUUUCAGCAUCUUAGGUGGUACCCAAGUGCUACAAAGGAGAUCUCGUAAGAAUGAGAACUGAUACAUGUUCUCAUUCCGACAGUUUGCAUUUUUUGUACCACCGUAGUUUGGCAACUUUUGUCUGACCACGUCUAGAUGAGAGACUGUAGUUUAAAGGACCAGGGAACCCAAAAUUUUUUUGAUUUUUUUGUGAAAUGUUUUUGUGACUGUUUGAAUUGUCUCUUAUUGCCUCAUACACUCGUGAAAUGCUGCCUCUCAAAAAUGCCAAUGAACGAAACGGCAUGCAGUUGAAGUUGUGGCCGUGGCCUAGCGCCAAUGGCCGAAACAUAUAUAAAAAUAUAUGCGCUUCUCGGCCAUUUUAUUUUUUCCGCUUUUUUACCGGUUUUUCUCCAAAAAUUCACGGUUUCUCCCAUUUUGGCACUUCAUAUCAACUGAAUGAAAACAAUUUUUUAGCAGUGAAAAAAUAAGUAAGUGCCGAACUAAUGUCAAUCAACUGAAAAAUGACAGAAACCGUGAAUUUUUGGAAAAAAACCGGUAAAAAAGCGGAAAAAAUAAAAUGGCCGAGAAGCGCAUAUAAUUUUAUAUAUUUUUCGGCCAUUGGCGCUAGGCCACGGCCACAACUUCAACUUUUGCGAGGCAGCAUUUCACCAGUGUAUGAGGCAAUAAGAGACAAUUCAAACAGUCACAAAAACAUUUCACAAAAAAAUCAAAAAAUUUUUGGGUUCCCUGGUCCUUUAAGGGUAUAUGAUAUCUGCAAAAAAUCACUGAAAAACGCUGCUGUCGAUUCAGAAGAACCAUUGCCCACGUCGGAACACGGAAAUCUCGUCGCCGCGCCUCCAGAUGGCGAUGGAUUCGCACAUGCGUCAGUUCACGUGCACCACGAACAGCCAGUCGGCCGUCAAAUCCGUAUUCAGAUCCGGUUAGUCAGAAACUCGUCAAAAGUAUCAUCAAUAUAACAAAACUUUGCAGACUGGUUCAACUUUGGCAACAAACUGAAGCGAGACACGUGGCGCGUGCUCCGCGUCACCCUACUCAUGCCGUUCCUUUGCCUUUUGCACGCCGUGUGUCCGCAUCGAGGCACCACAAUGUCGAUUCCGUACGCUCGAUUCAUGGCGCACAUUUGUGCCUACGUCUUGUUUCUGGCCACCACCAUUCUUCGCUUGUGUACGCUUUUUUCGAAGGCCCAUUUUGUCAGACUGUUUCUGGACUGAAAUGUUUUGGGCUCAAGUUUCUGCUGGCCGAUCCGUUAAUUUACUCUGCUACAGACUUUUCGACCCCCAUUCACAUUUUUCUAUAGUAAAUGGAAAUUUGGAAGCCGAUGCACCGUUUGUGAAAAUGAGCAUUUUUGCAGUCAAUUGGAAUUCGCUAGUUUUCGAAGGAUACAUGUACGCGUACAUAUUCGGUUUGGCACUCGAACGCGCACUUUUGUACUAUCGUGUCGGAGCCGACGUCUUUUUUGCGUUUUGGUGGAGAUGGUGAGCACUUUUUGUAUACGGAAAUCCAUUGAAGAUAGUAGACCGCGCCACGGUCUCAAGAGCUGACAAUAUGGGCGUGGCUUUCGCGCCAAAUGGAGUUUUCAUGAAUUGAGCACUUUGCCUCGGAUUCUUGUUUGUCAAGAAUGAUGAAAAAUGAUAUUUUCACAUGCAAACAUAACAAUUCGUCGGAACAAUGACGGCGCGGUCUCCCACGGCGCGAAUGAUUUCAAUGGGGCGCACUUGCAACAGGCGGGCUGUGUCGAUUUACGCGGCGGCCGAUUAAUUAGUUUUCUGUACAAUACACCUAUUUUUUGUACGCCUAGAACCUGGAUUCGAGCAUUUAGAGCACUAGCUACGUUUUGGUAACAGAAAUUUCGCAUAUCGUUGAGAAUUAGCCGAGUUAUUUCGAUUUGAAGGUUUUAGCCUGGAUUUUGAUGUUUUUCGAAUAGUUUUCGAAAACUGCUCAAGAAGACUAACCGCCGGAACCUGAAUUUUGUGAAGAAAGAUUCAGCGAACAUUUUGGGCUCAUGAAAUGCUCAUGAAAUGCAAAAUGAGCUGAAAUAUAAAGGUUUGAAGUUUUGACGAAAUGCGAAAAAGACGCUAAAAACAUGAAAAACUCUAAAUUCUGUAAAGAACGGUUUCCAAUCAGUAAAAUAUUGUUUUCUAGACGUUUUUCAAGUCAAAAAAAAAAGAAAUAAAGGCGCCCCCUGGGAGACCGUGGAAGGUAUGGUUCAUUUUCCGCGAAUUUCGCUCUUUCCUUUGCCGCCGAUCGCCGCCGAAAACCCAAACUUCUAAUUGCGCAUUCUUCAUAGUUUUCAGACAAAUCACGCAAAUACAAGCAUUUUGAGUGCUUGAAGAGUUGAAGUACGAAAAUUUAAAAAAAAGCAACUGAAAUUCGCGCAGUUUUGGCGGAAAAAAAGAAAAAAUCACCGUGCGCUUUAUUUGGCGGGGCACCCAUUCUCGUUAAUUGUAAUCUUCUUUUUUUGUCAGGUUUGACACGUUUCUGAUCUCGGCCUUCCUCCUCUCCUGCCUCUUUUUAAUCUAUUCGAAAACCGGAUUCGAGCCCGUCGACGCUUCGAAAGUGGACAGAGUACACUGGGUAAAAAUGUCGCCUAAAAAAUGUUCAAAAAUUUCAAUUGCAGCCGUCUGCCGAAUACGACCUUUUCCACGAGAUUUUCCUAUCGAUCGCCUGCGUUUUGGGCAUUUCCAAAUGCUUUUACUAUUUGCAAAUUGUCAAGGGAAUCGGCGGAUCUGUGGUACGAAUUGAACGAAAUUUCGAGAGUGUGUCGUACUGGGAAGAUUUUCAGAUUUCGGUGGGAAAAUGCGUCGGAAAAGUGUACACGUACAUUAUUAUUAUGAUUUUGCUCAUUUUCUCGUUUUCCGUCGGAUUAAACGUAUUGGUGGGACCGUAUUUGAAUCGGGAAUCGAUUAAAAAGGACGGAAGUGUCGACGAGAGCACCACAAAGUCCUACGGAAAGUGAGUGGGGGGCGGAUGCACAAGCGAGUUCUAAACAAAGCGGAUUUGCAUCAUCUAGCUAACUGAAAAUCGCCAUUUCAGACUCAUUAGUUUAAAAAGUACGGUAGUUUUUUUUAAAAGGCGUAGCACGAACUUUUCGCACGCGAAUUGGAAGGCGGCGUUUGUGUGUGAAAUUUUCGAGAAAAAAAGUGUUUUCCAGCCUGGCGAUGUCGACGAAGAACCUGUUCUGGUCGAUCUUUGGCUACCUGGGACCGUCGACGUACGUGACGGCGGUCGGGAACGCCGGAAGGGACCUGGAGCCGGCCGGCCACCCGUUCAACUCGGCCACUCUCGAGAUUUUGGGCGGUCUCUUCCACGGAAUCAUCAUAAUCACCAUUCUGAAUCUGAUGAUCUCGCUGCUCGUCAAGAAAGCGGACGAAGUGCUGGACAACGAGGAGAUGGAGUUCAAGUACACGCGGGCGGCCAUUUACGCCGAGUUUCUGUCGUGGGAGAUGGCCGCACCGCCCCCGUUUAACCUGUUUUUGGUGCCGAUGCACCUCGUGCACAGGACUUUUGUACGUUUGUUUUGUUUGCGUCAGUUUCAGGCGAAAAUUGCUAUUUCAUUUUCCAGUUGCAUCGCCUGUACGAAUCGCCGAGUUGGGGUCAAAAACCGGUGGAGGAUAAGGACGAAGAGCGAGCGCAACAGGAGCAGUACAUGGUAAAACGAUGUUUGUAAACCUGAUAAUUUGCGACCAUUUUUUCGCAGAAAGUCCUUUUGACAAUUUUCAAACGAUUCGUGGCGGCGAAAGAGUGCAAAUACAAGUCGAUUUGGAGAUCCGAAUUUGAUGUAAGUUGGCAAAACGGAAGUUUGCGAAAGAGAGAAAAAAAACAAGAGUUUUGUCAAAAGCUGACACGAAAAACAUUGGUUGCGUGUCCUAUUGCUGCUUGUUUGAAGAAAUCGAGUGAUUCACGGUCUCCCAGGGCGCUAAUGCUAAACACAGUGCGCUCGUAAAUUGCGGAGUGUCGUUGUAACUUUUGAAAAUUUGCAGGUCUAAAAAUGCAGUUCAAUUCGAGUUUACGACCUUUAUUUCUUUCUUUUUGACUUGAAAAACGUCUAGAAAACAAUAUUUUACUGAUUGGAAACCGUUCUUUACAGAAUUUAUAGUUUUUCAUGUUUUUAGAGUCUUUUUCGCAUUUCGUCAAAACUUCAAACCUUUACAUUUCAGCUCAUUUUGAAUUUCAUGAGCCCAACGAACAAUAAAAAUGUUCGCUGAAUCUUUCUUCACAAAAUUCAGGUUCCGGCGGUUAGUUUUCUUGAGCAGUUUUCGAAAAAUAUUCGAAAAACAUCAAAAUCCAGGCUAAAACCUUCAAAUCGAAAUAACUCGGCUAAUUCUCAACGAUAUGUGAGAUUUCUGUUACCAAAACGUAGAUAGUGCUCUAAUUAUUCGAAUCCGGGUUCCAGGCGUACAAAAAAUAGGUGUAUUGUACAGAAAACUAAUUAAUCGGCCGCCGCGUAAAUCGACACAUCCCGCCUGUUGCAAGUGCGCCCCAUUGAAAUCAUUCGCGCCGUGGGAGACCGUGUGAUUUUCGAAAGUUCAAGCUGAAAAUCGAUAAUUCUGUUUUCAACGUUUAUUUUUCAUAGCAAACGACGAUGGAGAGCAUUAAAUAGGAAGAGAGAGAGCUCUCGUUGCGAAAAAAAUUAUCAAUUUGCAGAAGGAGGAGAAGCAGGCGUGCCGCGUGGCGUACCUCUCGUCGGGCACCCGUCCUGCCUCGUUGGACAACACUUUCGAGGGCGUCCGCUGGCGGAAUCGACGGAAGAUGGAGCGCGAGGCGAACGAGCCGAACUUCCACGUGGACGAAUACUAUACGCAUCCGGGGAAGGGCAUGGCGCGCGAGAAGGCGAUGAGCAAGCAGAUGCCGAUAGAGAAGACGGAGCCGCCGACCGGGACCAAGUUGGAACCGUUGCCCGUGGUGGUGCAGACGCCCGCGCAGCCCGUUUGA